Messenger RNA from Salvelinus fontinalis (brook trout), 3186 nucleotides. RefSeq names its product NIMA-related kinase 11 (gene nek11). The transcript has 10 exons. The record is from RefSeq and is a predicted model, not a curated record. Gene Ontology annotation, biological process: protein phosphorylation. NCBI's taxonomy places the organism in Eukaryota, Metazoa, Chordata, Actinopteri, Salmoniformes, Salmonidae. The annotation marks the transcript as partial. Gene Ontology annotation, molecular function: protein kinase activity; ATP binding.
UGUUUCAGGGCUCUAGGCUGUAUCCUGUAUGAGAUGUGUUGCCUGUCACACGCCUUUGAAGGACACAACUUCUUGUCAGUUGUGAUGAAGAUAGUGGAGGGAGAAACCCCCAGACUGACAGCCAGUUACUCUCUGGAGCUCAACACACUCAUGCAAAGGAUGCUGAAGAAAACCCCGUCAUCCAGGCUCUCUGCUGCAGAAGCUCUGAAAACUAAAUUCAUUGAGGACAGUAUGCAGAUCUUAAAACACAAGUUCUGUAGUCUGACACUGAGAGACAAGACAUCGGCGGGAGAAAGAGACGCAGCACAGAUAUUGAAAGCGGUGCAGAGAAAGGUGCACCUUCAGACACUGAGGGAGAAGUCAGAGCUAGACAUAAUGACCCCCAGGGAGAGAAUGAGGCUGAGGAAGCUGCAGGCUGCUGACGACAAGGCCAGGAGGCUUAGGAGACUUGCUGAGGAGAAAUACCAGGAAAACCACUUCCGAAUGCAGGAGCUGAGGAGCCGCCAUUUCGAGAAAGUCAGUUUGGACGUCUUGAAUGAGAGUGCAGGAGAUGCAGUCCACCAGACUGCACCAAUCACAGCUGAGGACUACCGGUCACUGGGUUGCUCACAACCAAUGGGAAGGCAGCAGCAGGACAAGAUGCGAAUGUCUGAGCCAGUGGGGCGUGAGAUCCCAGAGGACCCUCAGACUGCAGAGGUGUAUUAUUACAUGGAUGGAUUUGAGUCCUGCACUGAUGAAGAGGAGGAGGAAAGAGAGGAAGAGGACACCCUGACCUCAGAAACCCUCUGUCAUACCUAUGGACAGGACAGCGACCUGGAGGCCAUGAUGAGACACAUGGAGCAGGUUCUGGAAGGAGAGCUCAGCGUGGCUGAAGCAGUGCCAGAAGAGGGCCAGUGUGGCCCCAUGGGGCCUCCAGUCAUCAGCAGCACCAUGGCUGAGACAAGGAUUCAGCGCAUGACUGAGUCAGUGUCCCGUCGGCUGGGUCUAACUGUCUUCCAGAGGGUGUAUAACUACCUGAAGGGAGCCAGGGAGAGGCAGGAGGAUGAGGGGAGCAUCAGACAGGCCCUAAGCAGCCUGGUGGAGAGGCCCAGUGAUGGCUUUGAAGUGGACCAACUACUGUACUACGAGGAGCAGCUUCAGGGAGCCAGAGAGGGAGCCAGAGAGGGAGCCCGGUGAAAAACAUGUCUGACACUCACCAACCUGCGAUCAUGUUGCCUAUCCAAGCAUUUCAGAAAGAGCACAUCUUGUUGCUCUCCAGGACCAGGGUUGAUGACCUAGUAGAUCAACAGAGAUGACAGACAUUUACUUCAUGAUAGACCAGGGUUGAUGACCUAGUAGAUCAACAGAGAUGACAGACAUUUACUUCAUCUUAGACCAGGGUUGGUGACCUAGUAGAUCAACAGAGAUGACAGACAUUUACUUCAUGAUAGACCAGGGUUGGUGACCUAGUAGAUCAACAGAGAUGACAGACAUUUACUUCAUGAUAGACCAGGGUUGGUGACCUAGUAGAUCAACAGAGAUGACAGACAUUUACUUCAUGAUAGUUUUUUUUUUUUUUCCUGUCAUUUCCAUCUAGAAGAACAAGCAAUUCAAUUAAAUCAAUAUUGAAUAUUAGUGCAUAGAUUUUGGGCUAUAUUCUAUCAGAUCAACAUAGUGGUUGUUUUGGCGGUGUCAGAGGGGGAACGGCGUUAGAGCGGUCCAAAAUCCACAAGCGGCUCAUUUCGUUAGCUUGGCAUGACAAUUUAAUGCAACAAAACCAUAUGACUUUAUAAUCCGACAAAUCCCAUGCAGCAACGUUAGAAGUUCAUGCAGCUGCAUUCAAACAUUCAAAUGCGUGAUGUUCAGUUGUGUGCACCUUGAUUGGACAGAUAGGCUAUUACAUACCCUAUCCAAAUGAACAUGAAAACUAUCAGGUAUGAAGGUAAGACCCAGGCAAAAGACAGGUCAACGCAGGCAGGGGUCAGUAAACCAGAGGUGAGGCAACUGUACCGGACGGCAGGCAGGCUCAGGGUCAGGGUCAGGCAGAGUGGUGAGGCAGGCGGGCUCAGAGUCAGGACAGCCAAGGGUCAAAACCAGGAGGGUGAGAAAAAGAGAGACUGGGAAAAGCAGGAGCUGAGAACAAAACACUGGUUGACUUAAACUGGCAACAGACAAACAGAGAACACAGGUAUAAAUACACAGGGGAUAAUGGAAAAGACACCUGGAGGGGGUUGGAGACAAUCACAAAGACAUGUGAAACAGAUCAGGGUGUGACAAAAACAUGCAUUAGCCGACACUCUCUAUCCCAGUUUUGAACUUCUAACGCAGUAGGGAUAAUAAGGAGGGGAGUGGUUUGUUACACACAAGAGCAGCCGCUCACCUAUUUCAGGUUGAAUGCAUUCAGUUGUGCAACUGCCUAGGUUUCCGAUUUCCCUAUUUGAUCUAUCAGAUGAAUAUGUUCUCUGUGUGUGUGUGUGUGUGUGUGUGUGUGUAUGUGUGUAUAUUCCAACCUUUCAUCUCCACACUGCAUGGGUUUGUUUUUUGCUUUUUCAUGUGAACCAGGAAACUCCCAGGAGUUCCCAUAGUAACACCAUAUUAGUCUUGAUCAUCAAGCUGAUGUUUUCAUUGUGUGGUUCAUCAAAAUCUGCUCCAAGAUAUGGAGACCAAAAAUAUCUUAACAAUUGUAUAAAUAUGGAAAUUAUUUAUGUUACCUGUCUGUAUGUUCAUAAAGCAUACAUGACACAUCAUAAACAUGACAUAACCAUUAAUUAUGCUUCGUAGCUCUGUAAUUCUCCAGAAAUGGGAUUACUGUUCUCUGCAAACUCAUUAGAGACUAUUGACUGUUUGAUGACAACCAGGUAGACAGUUAUUGUUCUUUCUCAUCUCAUAUAAUUCCCAUUUCAGACACAUAUAGAAUAAUGGCGUCAAUAAGAGGUGGUAUUGAUUAAGCUGGGUGUGCAUAGCUACUCUUGCCCCUGGGCUGAAGACAGGCCUGAUUUCUGUACGGGCCUUUCCUCUCCAACAUCAAUAGUAAUACUAUUAGCAUAACCUCUUAUCUCUCCAAGGAACUGCACAGACUGUAUGAAUAUUGGCCAUUAAAAGUAAAUGACUUCUGAAGACAGUCAUUGCCUGGUCCUCUAACAUCCUUUUAGAUGUCUCUACUACAGACAGCCUUUUGCUUGACAAUAAAGCAUUUAUGAAAAUCCA